Messenger RNA from Cydia splendana, 1851 nucleotides. RefSeq names its product signal recognition particle receptor subunit beta (gene SrpRbeta). Bases 108 to 857 code for a protein of 249 amino acids. Gene Ontology annotation, cellular component: cytoplasm; Golgi apparatus. The transcript has 6 exons. Gene Ontology annotation, molecular function: GTPase activity; GTP binding. The record is from RefSeq and is a predicted model, not a curated record. Gene Ontology annotation, biological process: vesicle-mediated transport; intracellular protein transport. Lineage: Eukaryota; Metazoa; Arthropoda; Insecta; Lepidoptera; Tortricidae.
UCUAAAUUACCACGAAUGCCGAUACGUGUUGUUGCGACGUAUUAAUAAAGUUUCUCUGAAAGUUGUGUUAAUUUUGGAAUAAGCAAUCUAAUAUAACCGAAUCAACAAUGGAGUCAGAAGUAGUGAAGGAAAAAAUACACACAGAACCAAUGCUGAACGACCCAAAAUACAUAACCUUACUUAGCUUGAUUGUGCUUAUUUUUACACUUGUAUUCUGGUGGUUAUUCUCCCGCCGCCGCCACCAGAGGCGCUCAGUGCUGCUCACAGGGCUCUCGGACUCCGGCAAGACCCUGCUUUUUGUCCGACUGGCCUACUCGCAGUACCGUCAGACCUUUACAUCUAUGAAGGAGAACGUGGAAGACUAUGCUGUUGGUAAUAAAACCUUAAAGCUAGUCGACUUGCCUGGGCAAGAGAGGCUGCGGAACAAGUUCUUCGACCAGUACAAGAGCAGCGCCAAAGGCAUUGUCUAUGUCAUAGACUCGGAGACAGUGCAGAAGGAAAUCAGAGAUGUUGCCGAGUAUUUGUACACCAUCCUCUCCGACCCCACAGUGCAGAGCAACUCGCCUCCAGUGCUCAUUCUGUGCAAUAAGCAGGACUUGCCUCUGGCCAAAGGCAGUCAGGUUAUAAAGGGCUUGUUGGAGAAGGAACUCAACCUAGUCCGGGUGACCAAAUCCAACCAGCUGCAGUCCGUAGACCCGUCCGCGCCGAACAGCGCCUACCUCGGCAAGCCGGGGAAACCGUUCGAGUUCUCACAACUUAGCAGCAAAGUCGAAGUGGUGGAGGGCUCAGCCAACGCGGACGACGACGAUGCGCCGACGCAGAUGAUCGCGCUGCAAGAAUGGAUCUCCAAACUUUAGGAUACACCUAUUUUUAUACGGACUGUGUAAUAAACAGACAUCGUAAAUUUUAUAGCAUUUUCAGUGCAGCGGAGUGGUGUUAACGGAAUUGGUAUAAACAAUUUCAACCCUAAUGAUUAAUUAGCGUUAAUUACGUUAAUAUUAACCUUAAUUUACCAUUUCAGUUGGAAUUAUCUAUACCAAUACCGUUAACACCACUCCGCUGCACCGAAAAUGCUAUAAAAUUUACUAAUUAAUGAUAAUAUCCUGAGCAACACCGCGUAACGAUCUCUAAAAAUAUUGUAGGUAAAAAACUUAAGUGAAGCCCCUCUUGCAUUCAUUGAAACGACCGAUCUGGCCUAGUGGGUAGUGACCCUGCCUGUGAAGCCGAUGGUCCUGGGUUUCGAAUCCCGGUAAGGGCAUUUAUUUGUGUGAUGAACACAAUAUUUGUUCCUGAGUCAUGGGUGAUUAGUACAAAAAAUAUCAUUCAGCUUCAUUAGCAUUUUAAUGUCUAUUAAUUUUCGCAUUUUAUAUUUAAGCCUCAUGAAAAAUAAACUAAACGGAAAAAAAUAAUCAAACUUCUUAGCAUUAGUUUGCCAACCUUACGUGAAAUUACAUGUUUUAAUAUGAAAUACUUACUCACACUUAAACUGCAAGAGGGAAUGAGGUAAAAGUUUUUUAUCUAUAACGAUAUUAUUUUAUGUAUAUUGCUCGGGAUGGCAUACAGUUAUGAUUUUGUUAUUUGAAUGUAGAGGGCAGCACAGGAGCCCUUGUCUAAGUGUCAAAGUCAGGUUUAAGUCUCAGAUUUAGGCCACUAGAUGGCGAACUCGAACGGCGCGGUCCCUAUAUUAAAAGCGCUAAGACAACAAUGAAUGGUUACCAAAAGUAUUUUUGUACUUAGAUGGUUUUAUGUGAAAUAUUGUUGAGUACUGGUUGAAUGUAAUGUUGUCUGCUAUUAAUGCAUUUAUUCGGAACAUAUUGUCGAGCAAAAUUUUAAAUAAAGCUUGCUUAAUUA